Molecule: messenger RNA, 948 nt
Organism: Emiliania huxleyi CCMP1516
Lineage: Eukaryota; Haptophyta; Isochrysidales; Noelaerhabdaceae
Exons: 3
Coding region: 1-948 (315 amino acids)
Source: RefSeq, a predicted model, not a curated record
AUGGCCUUGGAUCCUCCUCCGACGUACCAGGAUGCCAAAGAGGAGGCGGGGUCGGCAUACGAGAGCAGUUACGAGAGAGCCAAGACGGAGCUCGACGCCGCCAAGACUGAGCUGGAGGCGUUACGCAAAGCUGCUCUCGACAUACGGCGCAGUUCUCCUGGCGCCACGCCGUGGCUGAUUGGCGGUCUUGGUGCCGGCGGCAACAAGCUGACGGAGAACUACUACGCGGGCCUGUACCAGCUGCGCGUGAUGCUGCGCUCGCUGGCGAGCCGCCCCGAGGCUGGCACGUACGCCUACUGCACUCUCGCCUACUGGACGAUCCUCACCGAGAUCUGGACCUUCUCGCUCGAUAACAUCGCCAAGCUGUACGUGCUCUUCGACAUCGUCUUCAAGAACAUCUCGCAGUAUGGGCUCGACUUUGCAAUGUUCCUCCUCUGCCUCAAGGCGGACACGCAAGAUGCGACGACGGUGAUGGUGCUGGGGAAGCGCGCGGCGCUCGAGUGCCGCUCCGCCAUGUUCCUCUACCUGUGGACCCUCUGGCUCUUCAUGUUCCUGAUGGGUGUGAUGAUGAAGUGGAAGCUCACCUUCCUGUACCUCUGGAUCUUACCCACCCUGUGGCUGAUCUACUGCGCCUUCUUCCAGGGCUACUCGUACUGCUUCGCCGGCCAGGCGGUCUGCCCGCAGCACACCGGCCCGCUCGUCCGCUGCAUCCAGGUCCUCACCACGGGCACGAUCCUACUCGGCUUUGUGUGGAUGCGCGCCUGCUUCCUCUUCCCGUGCCUCUGCGCGCCAACGGUGCCGGGAUGGCUCUUCUUCCCCCCCGACAACCCGCCGCCCAGCCCGCUCAAGGGCGACAUCGACUGGGACGCCUUUAGCUACCUGCUGGGCCUCGCGGCGAGGGGCUUCCCACAGCCGGAGGACUGUGUCUGGGAGCCUCCCGCGGGAUGA